UUCCCUGCGACCCAGAGGUGGAUACUGCCAAACGCUGAGCAGCUGCAGGCUCCAGCCUGCUCGUGCUUUUUGGACCGUUUGGACACUUUGUGGACUUCAUGCGUUCAGACUGAGAGGAGACACGGUGGAAGUGAGGCACGCGCCAGUCUGUCUUGUUCUGUCGCCAUGUCCAUGCUGCCGACGUUUGGUUUUACGCAGGAGCAAGUGGCGUGCGUGUGCGAAGUCCUGCAGCAGGGGGGGAACAUCGAGCGGCUGGGGCGCUUCCUCUGGUCGCUGCCGGCGUGCGAGCACCUCCACAAGAACGAGAGCGUGCUGAAAGCGAAAGCCGUGGUCGCCUUCCACCGGGGCAACUUCCGAGAGCUCUACAAGAUCCUGGAGAGCCACCAGUUCUCGCCGCACAACCACCCGAAGCUGCAGCAGCUGUGGCUCAAGGCGCACUACAUCGAGGCGGAGAAGCUGCGCGGGCGGCCGCUCGGCGCCGUGGGGAAGUACCGCGUGCGCAGGAAGUUCCCGCUGCCCCGCUCCAUCUGGGACGGCGAGGAGACCAGUUACUGCUUCAAGGAGAAGAGCAGGAGCGUCCUCCGGGAGUGGUACACCCACAACCCCUACCCGUCCCCGCGGGAGAAGCGAGAGCUGGCGGAGGCCACGGGACUCACGACCACGCAGGUCAGCAACUGGUUCAAGAACCGCCGGCAGCGAGACCGAGCAGCUGAGGCCAAGGAGAGGGAGAACAACGAGAACUCCAACAACAACAGCCACAACCCGCUCACUUCUUCCAUGAACGGCAAUAAAACUCUUUUGGGGAGCUCGGACGACGACAAAACGCCGUCGGGGACCCCGGAUCACACGUCCCCGAGCCCGGCUCUGCUCCUCGGUCCAAACCCGGGCUUGGCGUCCCUGCACGGCCUUGCGCCCCCGCCGGGACCCAGCGCAAUCCCCGUGCCCGGCGGCGCAGACUCAGUGCACCUUCACCACUCUGUGCACCAUGACACUAUACUGAACACUAUGUCUUCGAAUCUAGUGGACCUGGGCUCUUAAAAAAUAAAGAGACGGAACAGAAAAGGGGACAAUAAGAAAACUUUUUUUUUCUUUUUUUUUUGUGGAAAAGAAAAUUGAGCAAAGCUUCAAGCACUUGUGAGUUGGAAGGCUGGAAAACUGCAAACAAACCAUUUAAUCUCAUAAACUCUUCUCUUUUUUUUUUCUUUUUUUUUUUU
Nematolebias whitei (Rio pearlfish) is the source of this 1214-nucleotide messenger RNA. It is a transcript of the gene six2a, whose product is annotated as SIX homeobox 2a. The record is from RefSeq and is a predicted model, not a curated record. NCBI's taxonomy places the organism in Eukaryota, Metazoa, Chordata, Actinopteri, Cyprinodontiformes, Rivulidae. The coding region runs from base 166 to 1038 and encodes 290 amino acids. Gene Ontology annotation, cellular component: transcription regulator complex; nucleus. The transcript has 2 exons. Gene Ontology annotation, biological process: regulation of transcription by RNA polymerase II. Gene Ontology annotation, molecular function: RNA polymerase II cis-regulatory region sequence-specific DNA binding; DNA-binding transcription factor activity, RNA polymerase II-specific.